AUGUCCCUCAAUGUCAUGGUUACUCACGCAUUAACCGACGGGCACAAAAUGAUAUUCGACCUAGGCCUGCGCGAGGACGCGGAGAACUAUAUCCCUCCUGUAGCCGAAAGAAUUCGCGCACCAGAAAUCAUCAAUGUUAAAGAGGGUGUAUUUGAUAGCCUCGAAAAAGCCAACAUAGACCCAAAAACGGACAUUGACAUGUUACCCUCAAGUGGGAAAAGCCAGACCUGGCAAGUUCUUGGGUCGUUGCCAGCCGCCAUGGACUACUUUGGGGACGGUUCUGUCUUUAUCAUCGACGCCCCAGGCCAUCUUGCCGGCCACUUCAAUCUCCUGGUACGUAUUGAUUCAGAAAAAUGGAUGUGUUUGGCGGGCGAUACCGCUCAUGAUGUCAGAGUAUAUAAGGGGACGAGGGAGUUAGCGGUCUUCCCAGAUCCAAACCAACCUGGUUGUGUUAUUUGA
Paracoccidioides lutzii Pb01 is the source of this 459-nucleotide messenger RNA. RefSeq lists its product as hypothetical. The coding region runs from base 1 to 459 and encodes 152 amino acids. The transcript has 2 exons. The record is from RefSeq and is a predicted model, not a curated record.